CCGUGCCGGGCGGGGCGGCGAUGGCGGGGAUGGCGGAGGCGCUGGCCAAGGAGCGGGCGGCGGCGUUGGGCGAGGGGCGGCACGGCCGCGCUGUGCCCUACCUGGGGCAGCGCUUCGAGACCCUGCGCCAGGAGUGCCUGCAGGAGGGGCGGCUCUUCCAGGACCCCUCCUUCCCCGCCGGCCCCAGCGCCCUCGGCUACCGGGAGCUGGGGCCCCGCUCGCACAAGACACAGGGCGUCGUCUGGCGCAGACCCACGGAGCUGUGUUCCAGCCCCCGGUUCAUCGCGGGAGGAGCCACCCGCACGGACAUCUGCCAAGGGGCCUUAGCUUUUCUCUGCAGAUGCUGUGGCAGCAAGGGCAUGGGAAUGAAAGAUUUGAAGCUUCACUUUCAAGUUGUGAAAUUGCUGUUGCUAAUACCAAACUCUGUUUUUAAAUUGGUGAAAGCAUUUGCUGCCCUAGUGGUCUUUGGACCAAGCUGGAGAUUAGGUAAAUGCAGAGAUGGCUAUGUGAAAAUUAAAAGUAAAACACUGAAAGCAGGAAAAAGUUGGGUGGACGUGGUGGUGGACGACAGGCUGCCCACCAAGAACGGGGAGCUGCUCUUCGUGCACUCGGCGGAGGGCAGCGAGUUCUGGAGCGCGCUGCUGGAGAAGGCCUACGCCAAGCUGAAUGGCUCAUAUGAGUCCCUCUCUGGUGGCACCACCACCGAAGGCUUCGAGGACUUCACCGGCGGCAUUGCAGAAUGGUAUGAGCUGCAGAAGCCACCCCCCAACCUCUUCAAGAUCAUUCAGAAGGCACUCCAGAAAGGCUCUCUCCUUGGCUGCUCCAUUGAUAUCACCAGUGCUGCAGAAACAGAAGCAGUCACUUCCCAGAAGCUGGUGAAGGGACACGCGUACUCGGUCACCGGGGCACAGGAGGUGAACUUCCGAGGGACAGUGCAGAAGCUGAUCAGAAUCCGAAAUCCCUGGGGAGAAGUGGAGUGGACUGGGAAAUGGAAUGACAACUGCCCGAACUGGAGUGGUGUUGACCCUGAGGUGCGGGAGCGACUGACCAGAAGACACGAGGAUGGGGAAUUUUGGAUGGCGUUCCACGACUUCCUGAGGCAUUACUCCCGCCUGGAGAUCUGCAACCUGACUCCAGACACCCUGGCAAGUGACAGGUACAAAAAGUGGAGCCUGCAGAAGCUGGAUGGCAACUGGAGGCGAGGAGCCACUGCAGGGGGCUGCAGGAACUACCCAAACACAUUCUGGACGAAUCCUCAGUAUUUAAUCAAGCUGGAGGAAGAAGAUGAGGACCCUGAUGAUCCUGAGGGGGGAUGCACUUUCCUCAUUGGGCUGAUCCAGAAGCACCGUCGGAGGCAGAGGAAGAUGGGGGAGGACAUGCACACCAUCGGCUUUGCCAUUUAUGAGGUGCCCCCAGAGUUUUCUGGCCAGACAAAUAUUCAUCUGAGCAAAAACUUCUUCCUGACCAACAAAGCCCGGGAAAAAUCCAAUACCUUCAUCAACCUCCGGGAGGUGCUGAACCGCUUCAAGCUCCCUGCAGGAGAAUACAUCAUCGUGCCCUCCACCUUCGAACCCGACAAGAACGGGGACUUCUGCCUCAGGGUCUUCUCUGAAAAAAAUGCAAACUCCACGGUGAUAGAUGAUGAAAUUGAAGGCAAUUUUGAUGAGACUGAGAUCAGUGAAGAUGACAUCGAACCCAGCUUUAAAAAGCUUUUUGGGCAGCUAGCAGGAAAUGAUGCAGAGAUCUCUGCCUUCGAACUGCGCAGCAUCUUGAAUAAAAUCCUGGCUAAACGCCAAGAUAUUAAAUCUGAUGGCUUUAGUAUUGAGACAUGCAAAAUAAUGGUUGACCUGUUAGAUAAUGAUGGGAGUGGCAAACUGGGACUGAAGGAGUUCCACACCCUCUGGACAAAGAUUCAGAAAUACCAGAAAAUUUACAGAGAAAUUGAUGUGGAUCGAUCGGGUACCAUGAACUCGUAUGAGAUGAGGAGGGCACUGGAAACAGCAGGGUUCAAACUGAACUGCCAGUUACAUCAGGUCAUCGUGGCUCGCUUUGCUGAUGAGGAUCUCGUCAUUGACUUUGACAACUUCGUACGCUGUUUGAUUCGGCUCGAAACCUUGUUCAAAAUGUUUAGAAAACUGGAUACUGAGAAAAGUGGGACAAUAGAAUUGAACCUUGUUAAUUGGCUGUGCUUCACUGUCAUUUGAGCCACUGGCAUCAGCCUGAGACUCAACAAGAGCAUGGUCAGGUGAAGAUAAUCAAGCUACAUACAAGGAAUAUCCAAACAUGAAUGUGCCUUAACUUACACAAAGCUAGCAGAUUUUGCAUGCAAUUGCAAGAAGAAAAGCAUUCUACUUCCACAGAAGAACCUGCAACCUCAUUUUUAUGGGUCUGACAAUCUGUGCCUAAUAUCAUACAGCCUCUGGACAAAGGCUUUAAUUUAGUAUCAAUCCUCAGUGCAAGUUUUGAAAACACUGCUUUGCUAAUAUCUUUGUAUUUAAGGCAUUUUACAGGACUUCAGGAAGAAAAGCUCAUUAUAGCUUGACAAUCUGGUUUUAAAAAGUGCUUUUUGAACAACAUCCUGCAUAUCUAAAAUUAGUAAAGAGAUAGUAAUGCAUAUCUAAACACCUGUACUCAGAGAUAGGGGUUCCAAGCCCCAGCACUAUCCUAAGUUAAAUAUUCUUUAAAGAAUUUGAGUAGCAAGUACGUCUUUGACCAAAGUGAGCAUUGAUGUGCCUGGAGCAGGAGGCUGUUGGCAACAAGAUCUUUCCAAGAGAAAGCCCAUGUCUUCAGGUGGAAUCUUGAGUUCCUGUAUCUUAUUUAUCUUCCUUUGCAAUACAAGAAAGUAUUUAAAUUUAAAAAAAAAAUAGAAAUAAAGUUUGUCACACUUAUUUCUACUGAAAA
Molecule: messenger RNA, 2901 nt
Organism: Pyrgilauda ruficollis (rufous-necked snowfinch)
Lineage: Eukaryota; Metazoa; Chordata; Aves; Passeriformes; Passeridae
Gene: CAPN2
Product: calpain 2
Exons: 22
Coding region: 21-2204 (727 amino acids)
Biological process (GO): proteolysis
Cellular component (GO): cytoplasm
Molecular function (GO): calcium-dependent cysteine-type endopeptidase activity; calcium ion binding
Source: RefSeq, a predicted model, not a curated record